AUGUUGCCGCCCUUGAGUGUCGAGCAGAUUGCCCGUCAAGCUUCAGAAUUCGAGUUCGACCCUUUCUCUCCAUUACGUUACUGGAUACGGGCAGCUGGGCUACUAGUUAAAGAGGCUAGCAUAUACGAACGCGAGGGAAACGAUCAACAGGCAUAUCUUCUGCUUUUCAGACAUGCGCAACUUGUAAUCUCCCAUAUUGCGACCCAUCCGGACGCGCGACUGGAGGAAAAUCGCAAAGCUAUAGCUGCCGCAAAACGGGAAGUCCAAAAGAACCUCACUAAACUCGAGCUGUUAAAACCUCGUAUCAACAAACGAUAUGAACAAUACACUCAGCUUCCUCGUAGCAGAGAGGCCAGAAGGACACCUCCUCUACCAGAAAACGAUAGUCUUACAACUGCAAAUGCCCCGGUUGACCCUGCAUUAGCUGGAGUUCCGGAACCGUUAGAUGCAGCUAAGAAUAGGGAGUUCGCUGUCAAACUUGCCCAGAGGGAAUUUAGCCGGCGAGCAACUGCUCGCGCAGUAUCUCAGCCCUGCGAUACCUAUGAGCAGACGGACGACCUCAGUCAGCGUCUCCAAGAUGUAUGGUCUCAAGUCUUAAGAACAGAGUCAACGGUUAGAAGACCACCGUCAAGCCCGAGUCAACCUUCAACUCGCCACGACCAUGAACAAAACAGGACCAUAUACCCAAGACCUAGUAGUUCAAGGCCUGUGUCUAGUUACAAAUAUCCCAGUGUUCCCCGCCAACAGGCUUCUGGUGUUGAACAACUGCCUCCGCCCCUACCUGAUAAGGAGGAACUUGUUGCAUCCAACACACUUCUCCCACCGCAGCUCCCAGCCAAGGUACAGGAGUCUACCCUGUCACCUCCAGCGCUCUCUACCAACUUACCUCUUCCUCCACUAUCUCCCCCUCCUAUUCCGAGCAAGGUAUCAACUGUCUGUCUAACCUCAACGAACGACACUUCUACCAGAAGUAUAACUCCAUCUGUAGACCCCCAGCCAUCAGGAUUUACCUUUAAACCUUCAGCCUAUCUUGAAAACGGGACCCCUCUUCGGACAAUUUUCAUUUCUCCCGACCUCCGGAAAAAGUUCCUCUCCAUCGCUGCCCCUAAUACGCAGCGCAACCUCGAAACCUGUGGUAUCUUAUGCGGAACACUAAUAUCCAACGCUUUCUUUAUCUCCACACUCCUCAUCCCCGACCAAGAGUCCACAUCGGACACCUGCGAAAUGAUCAACGAAGCCGUCAUUUUUGACUACUGCGAUUCCGAAGAUCUGAUGGUUCUUGGCUGGAUACAUACUCACCCAACACAAACCUGCUUCAUGAGCUCCCGCGAUUUGCACACACAGUCUGGCUAUCAAGUAAUGUUAGCUGAAAGUAUUGCGAUUGUUUGCGCACCCAGCAAGGAUCCCGACUGGGGGGUGUUCCGGCUUACAGAUCCCCCAGGAUUGAAAUGUGUGCUCGCAUGCACACAACCGGGUAUUUUCCAUCCGCAUGCAGAAUCUAAUAUCUAUACUGAUGCACUGAGGCCUGGUCAUGUUUUCGAGGCUAAAGGUUUGGAGUUUGAAAUUGUAGAUUUGCGCCUUCGAUAG
Molecule: messenger RNA, 1587 nt
Organism: Paracoccidioides brasiliensis Pb18
Exons: 2
Coding region: 1-1587 (528 amino acids)
Biological process (GO): protein K63-linked deubiquitination
Cellular component (GO): endosome; membrane
Molecular function (GO): K63-linked deubiquitinase activity; protein binding; metal-dependent deubiquitinase activity
Source: RefSeq, a predicted model, not a curated record